Molecule: messenger RNA, 594 nt
Organism: Penicillium verrucosum
Lineage: Eukaryota; Fungi; Ascomycota; Eurotiomycetes; Eurotiales; Aspergillaceae
Exons: 2
Coding region: 1-594 (197 amino acids)
Source: RefSeq, a predicted model, not a curated record
AUGGUGUGCAAAGUUGAUCUCCCAUGGCGCGUGAAUGCCGGCGAUUUGCUAAAUGGCAGCUGGCCGCUAGCCAUGCCUAUUGUUUUCCCGGAGUCUCCAGAAUUUGCUCCCUGUAGCAACCCACCUUGCGAGAAUAUUACCCGACUAGGGUACUCACCCAAAUCGCCAGAAAAGCGCCACUAUCGAGUCCCCUGGGAUCCAUUCUCCGGAUACGUUUGUGGUGUUUGUCAUGAGUUCCGUCGAACUCACGACGGGCAACUUCCUACGGCCCAAACCCUUAAAGGUCUUAUGGAAGUCUCCAAAAUACGCGGGUGGACGAAUAGAGUCCGAGGGGGUCUCAUGCCAGACACAGUCAUUGAAUGUUCGAAAGAAGGUUGUAAAGCAAUUGAAGAAAACAACGCUGUGGGAAGAGACUACCGUUUUCGGAUUUGGCAUGGUCAGAUCUACUGUCCAAAGCACCAAACUGCUCUAUCGGCGGUUGAUCGUUGGGCGCGAAAGAGCCAAGAAGCCCUUAGCCCGCGCCGCAAAGGCCAGAAGGGAAUGGGCUGGUUUGCCAAGUUGACUAUUGCCGUAUCGGUGCGCAUGGAUAUCUAG